ACACAACACAACUUUGAGUUGUUCGUGGCUAGCUAGUAGCGACUUGAGUAUAAAUUAGAUAACCCUCUGGCCAAAUCCAAAAGAAACUUGCUUGCGAUGUCAACCCCCUAAACAAAUCCCUCAAACUACUCCAUAUUAUAUAAGUUAGUACACAAACACACAGGUGCCAGAGACGAUGAUGGAUUUUAAGAAGGAGUUUAUCGAUGUGGUUCUGGUCCCAGCCGGGCUUCUGAUCAUGUUGAUUUACCAUCUCUUCCUCCUCUACAAGUAUUUCCAUCAACCUCUCUCCACAUCCAUGGGGUACGAAAACAACGACCAGCGAAUUUGGGUUACAAAAAUUCUUGAGGUGCAGGGUGACAAUGUUAGCAGGGGACUUGGUGUGAUUUCUUCUAAUACAAGUGCAGCCAUGACCUUAGCAUCAAUCUCUUUAACCCUCUCUUCCCUAAUCGGAGUUUGGAUAUCAAAUCUGCCUAGCAAGUUCUUCCCAAUACAAAUGAUCUAUGGCAAUACUAGUCCAUCGAUGAAUUCAAUCAAGUACAUCUGCCUGUUGACCUCUUUUCUGCUUGCAUUUUCGUUCUUUGUUCAAUCGGCUAGGCACUUCAUCCAUUCGAACUACCUGUUGAGCACUCCCGGGGUUAGCGAUAAAAGGACUGUGAAGAAGGUGGAGAGAGCAGUUCAAAGAGGAAGUGAGUUUUGGGCGCUUGGGCUAAGAGCACUGUAUUUCGGUCUUAAUAUUAUGCUGUGGUUCUUUGGACCUAUACCAAUGUUUGCUUCCUCUGUCCUAAUGGUGGUGAUUCUGUAUUGCCAUGAUAUUAGGAAGUCGGAAUAUGAUAAUCUCCAUGAUGUACUAUUGAUUUAUUGAACAUCAAGUUUGUAAACACUAUCAAAUCUUCACUUAUAAACGCAACUUGGUCUGGGUUUGUGAUUC
Fragaria vesca subsp. vesca is the source of this 928-nucleotide messenger RNA. RefSeq lists its product as uncharacterized. The transcript is spliced from 2 exons. NCBI's taxonomy places the organism in Eukaryota, Viridiplantae, Streptophyta, Magnoliopsida, Rosales, Rosaceae. Bases 176 to 862 code for a protein of 228 amino acids. The record is from RefSeq and is a predicted model, not a curated record.